This is a messenger RNA of Letharia lupina, 753 nucleotides long. RefSeq lists its product as uncharacterized. The transcript is spliced from 3 exons. The record is from RefSeq and is a predicted model, not a curated record. Lineage: Eukaryota; Fungi; Ascomycota; Lecanoromycetes; Lecanorales; Parmeliaceae. Bases 1 to 753 code for a protein of 250 amino acids.
AUGUCCAGCAAAACCAUCGCCAUCAUCGCCGGCGUCGGCCCAGGCACCGGCGCAGCCAUCGCCCGCAAAUUCGCCUCCGCCUACCCCGUCGCUCUCCUCUCCCGCAAUCCCGACACCUACAUCCCCAUCGUCGACGCCAUCAACAGCUCCGGCGGUAAAGCGAUCGGGAUAUCGACCGAUGUCUCGGACUCGAAGAGCGUCAAAGGCAUGGUGGAGAAGGUGAAGCACGAAUACGGAAACGACGUCAAGUGCGCGGCGGCGAUCUUCAACGCCAGUGGGGCAUUUGUUCGAAAGCCCUUCCUGGAGCUGACGGAAGAGGUGUUGGAUGCGAGUUAUGCCGGGAGCGUCAAAGGAUCCUUCCUCUUCUCCCAAGCCACCCUCCCCCUCCUCCUCGCCGCCACCACCCCCUCCACAUCCACACCCACACCCCCCCACCCCCCGACCCUCAUCUUCACCGGCGCCACCGCCUCCGUCAAAAGCUCCGCCCUCUUCGCCGCCUUCGCCACCAUGAAGUACGCCCUGCGCGCCCUGGCGCAGUCGCUCGCGCGCGAGUUCGGCCCCCAGGGCGUGCACGUCGCGCACGCCGUCAUCGACGGCGUGAUCAACGUCCCCCGCACGCAGGCGUACGGGUUGCCGGCGGAGGCCAAGAUCGAUCCGCGCGCGAUUGCGGACGCGUAUUGGCACCUGCAUACGCAGCCGAAGACGAGCUUUACGUGGGAGAUUGAUAUCAGGCCGGGUGUGGAGAAGUGGUGA